ACCACCAUUCUCUCUCUAUCCAGCGACUCGAGAAGCACCAUGUACCUUUUGUCGCUCGUCCGUUUUGUGUUUGUUCUCUGUUCCGGUGGCAACUGAAAAACAGAAGAAAACACUGGAGAAAAGCUAAAGAUAACUUUCAACUGCAGCCGCCCAUAACAGUUUGUUCUUCACUUAUUACCAGCGUAACCUUACCUUCCACUUUGCAGGUUUUCUGAAAGAACGGACCACGCUAGCGAAUUAACCAACUCCAAUGCUCAAGAGAAAAGAACAAGCAGCACAGGACUGGAGCAUUCUUGUGAAGCUAUACAGAAUCUUCCUUCGUUUGAUUUCAUUUGGACAAUUGAAGGGUUCUCACUACUGCCCAAGCUUGGGCGCCAUUUUUCCGAGACGUUUGACGCAAUGAACCUCACGUGGGGAUUGUUUCUGGUGCCGUGGCUUCGCAGGGAUCGAAGACACCUUAGCUUGACCCUAUACCCGGAAGAUGGAUCUCGCGAUGUUGAAAAACUGGGUGAUCUUAGAGUGUCGUACAGAAUCACAUUGUUCAACCAGGGCUGCGGCGAGGACAAGGUCUACAGAGAUACAGUUGAUGGCGUCUUUGCUCGUCGCCUGGAUCGCAAAUUGCAGAGCAUCCAACUUGUCAGUUUGGAUAUAUUUCUUGACCCUUCAUACGGCUUCCUUGUCGAUGAAACUUGUGCAUUUGGGGUUGAGAUCCUGGAUGUUGCUCGUACACGUCGCCGAAGGCUGCCUGCAAGCGACACCGGCCCGUUUAGAUGGACGAUUCAGGGACUUUCGAAAAAACCACCUUUCAUUUUUGAAAAGUUCGGUGCUUGUGGCUACGACUGGAUUAUCUUUGCUUUAGUUGGCAGAUCCCAUUCUUUGGGGUCGGAGGGUCUGCAUAUAUACGUAGGCCUAUCCUCGUCCCAUAUCUUGUGCCAAUUGUUUGGGCGGUUCAGGAUCCGCCUCAUCAACCAGCUUACUGGGAACCAUAUUGACAAGUCAUACUGCGGUUUAUUCCAUUCAGGUAAGUUCCACGGAUGUGCUGGUGUGGUACCAUUACGGGUAUUUCAUGAUGAAGAAGCAGGCUUUCUUAUCAGAGGUUGCUGCGUUGUGGAAGUGGAAGUGACUGUCCUUUCCAAAAGGCCGGAGCAGCAAGUAAUGAAUUUUUACCUUGGUGCCGGAGAAACAGGUUUAACCAUCCAAGAAGAAAACGCGUACCACAACCCAUUCGCGUGGGACAUGUCGCCUUACUGGAGGAUCUUAAAAAAGAACCCAGGUUUUGACAUCACGGAUUUGCUUUUGAAGCAUAGAUAUACAUCCAUAGAUGGUCAUCCGCUGCACUGA
This is a messenger RNA of Phragmites australis (common reed), 1341 nucleotides long. RefSeq lists its product as uncharacterized. The record is from RefSeq and is a predicted model, not a curated record. Bases 400 to 1341 code for a protein of 313 amino acids. NCBI's taxonomy places the organism in Eukaryota, Viridiplantae, Streptophyta, Magnoliopsida, Poales, Poaceae. Gene Ontology annotation, molecular function: protein binding. The transcript is spliced from 7 exons.